Molecule: messenger RNA, 480 nt
Organism: Trifolium pratense (red clover)
Lineage: Eukaryota; Viridiplantae; Streptophyta; Magnoliopsida; Fabales; Fabaceae
Product: SKP1-like protein 1B
Exons: 1
Coding region: 1-480 (159 amino acids)
Biological process (GO): SCF-dependent proteasomal ubiquitin-dependent protein catabolic process
Cellular component (GO): cytoplasm; nucleus
Molecular function (GO): cullin family protein binding
Source: RefSeq, a predicted model, not a curated record
AUGUCAUCGACCGGGAAGAUUACUCUCAAGAGUUCCGACGACAAGGUGUACGAAAUUGACGCGGCGGUGGCAUUGGAAUCUCUAACAAUCAAGCAUAUGAUCGACGCCAAUUGUACCGAAGAUGGUGAAAUCCCCAUUCCCAAUGUAACAAGCAAGAUUUUGGCAAAGGUUAUUGAGUAUUGUAAGAAGCAUGUUGAGGCUGAGAGUUCCGAAGAAGAAAAACCUGGUAAUAGUGAGGAUGAUCUUAAGGUUUGGGACGCUAAUUUUGUCAAAGUUGAUAAGGAUACACUCUUCGAUCUCAUCUUAGCCGCAAAAGAGUUAAACAUUAAGAGUCUGUUGGAACUUACAUGUCAGGCUGUAGCAAAAAUGACCAAGGGUAUGAAACCGGCGGAAAUUCGCAAGUUUUUUAGCGUUAAGAAAGCAUACACUCCGGAGGAAGAGGACGAAGUUCGUCGUGAAAACCAGUGGACUUUUGAAUGA